Vanessa atalanta (red admiral) is the source of this 1669-nucleotide messenger RNA. RefSeq names its product putative fatty acyl-CoA reductase CG5065. Gene Ontology annotation, biological process: long-chain fatty-acyl-CoA metabolic process. Gene Ontology annotation, cellular component: peroxisome. Lineage: Eukaryota; Metazoa; Arthropoda; Insecta; Lepidoptera; Nymphalidae. Gene Ontology annotation, molecular function: alcohol-forming very long-chain fatty acyl-CoA reductase (NADP+) activity. The record is from RefSeq and is a predicted model, not a curated record. The transcript is spliced from 13 exons. The coding region runs from base 95 to 1582 and encodes 495 amino acids.
CAAGGCAUAUUAUUCGGGAGUUGUUCGCGCGUACACUGUUUCACGUCCUGUUAUUUACUUAUCACACUCCAAACAUAACUGUUAGCAACUCAACAUGACACCCUCAGUCGUUGAGUUCUACAAAGGGAAGAAUAUUUUAAUUACUGGAGGGACAGGUUUCCUUGGUAAGGUAUUAAUCGAAAAGUUAUUAAGAUCUUUUCCCGACAUUGGCACAAUAUACCUUUUGCUGAGGGUAAAAAAAGGUUUGACUGAGGAAGAGAGACUGAAAAUACUCUUCAAUAACAAGGUAUAUGCAAAUCUGCGAGAGAAACAACCAGAUGUAUUUAAGAAAAUAAAGUUAGUCGCUGGAGAUAUCUUGGAUGAUAACUUGGGCCUCUCUAAUGACGACGCUCUUGAGCUGAGACGAAAUUGCAAUAUUGUGUUCCAUAGCGCUGCUUGUGUCAGAUUUGAUCAGAAUUUAAAAGAUGCUGUCAACGUGAAUAUCAAAGGUACUCAGCGAAUUCUGAAAUUGGCCGAAACGAUGGAAAAAAUCGAAGCGUUCGUUCACCUGUCUACUGCCUACUGUCGAUGUAAGUUAGAAGUAUUGGAAGAAAAAUUGUAUCCAGCAGUACAUAGUCCCGCUAAAAUUAUUGAUCUUGUAGAUUGGCUUGACGACAAAACAUUAAGUUACAUAGAGCCAAAAUUGAUAUCGUCGGAACCUAAUACUUAUUCCUAUACGAAAGCAAUGACGGAAGAUCUUGUAGCGGAAUAUAGUUCCAAAUUUCCUAUUGCAAUUGGACGACCGUCAAUUGUUACCGCAGCGUGGAAGGAACCUUUAUUUGGUUGGGUUGAUAACAUCAACGGACCGACAGGGCUCCUCAUUGGAAGUGGAAAAGGUGUGAUACGCAGCAUGCAUUGUGAGCCAUCAUAUUUAGCAGAUGCGAUUCCAGUCGACAUAGUUGUAAAUGGAUGCAUUCUAAUAGCAUAUACAACUGCUCUGGAUAGGUCAAAAGAUGUUCGUAUAUUUAAUAUGACACUCUCUGGCAUCCAAAAGAUUACGUGGCGAGAAAUCAUCGAAUUAGGUAAGAAGUGGGUCAAUGAAUAUCCUUUUACGGUCGCAUUGUGGUAUCCUGGAGGAACCAUCAAGUCUUACUGGCUUACGCACCAGGUUGCACAUAUCUUCACACAUGUGCUGCCGGCAUAUUUUAUCGAUAUGCUGCUACUGUUACUGGGGAAGAAGACAUUCAUGGUUAACCUUCAAGCACGUAUCAGCCACGGCUUGAGCAUCCUACAAUACUACACAACUAAGCAGUGGCAUUUCAAGAAUACAAACUUUCUGUCACUUCAGAAGCGUAUCACUAAAUCAGAAAAUGACAUAUUCUAUACGGACGUCUCGACUUUAGAUCGAGAUGAAUAUUUAAAGAACUAUGUUAUUGGUACGAAAUUAUACGUGCUUAAUGAAGAUCCGGACUCUUUGCCAAGAGCUAGGAAACUGCACAGAAUGCGCUACUGGAUUGACGUUAUCGCGAAAGUACUAUUUUAUUCCCUAUUAUUAUGGUUUUUGUAUUCAAAAUGCGGUAUGCAAAAUUACUUGUCUAGUUGAGUCAAUAUUGACCAAGGCAUUGUUGAAAUUGAUGAAUUAUAAAUUGAUCAAGAUUUAAUGAUAAAAGUUUAUGAAAUUUAUUUUUCA